UCUGCGGAGGAAGGGCCCAUGGAGGGCAGGGUGCAGGUGCCACGACAGCCAGCCACCUGCAGCCCUGCCUGGCCCUGGCUGUGUCCAGGGCCUGCUGCCCCUCCAGCUACCUUCUCGCCCCUGUUUGCCCCUUUCUGCGCCUUGCCCUGGCUUUGUGCCUCACCCCAGCUCCCAGAGCAACUGGCAGUGGGCCCAGCUGGGAGCCUCGGCCAGACCUCGAGCUUGACCCUCGUUAUCCCACUUGACCCUCUCGGCUGUGUGUCGGCUGCAGCGGCCCCAGGGGCUCCGACGCGGGCUGGAGCGGGGCUUGGGAAGGAAGGAGCCCAGAGCCCCGAACAGGAGCCACCUCUGUGCCUUUGUGCCACUCCCGCCACCACAGUGUGGCAUCUGCAGCCCCAGGGGCCCAUCCCCUCGAUGGCCAGGCCUGCUCACACCCAGCCUGAUGCCUCCGAGCCGCUGAGCCCCAGGCACAGCUGCCCCAGAGCCCAGCAGCUCAGGCCUCUGUCAGAGAUGCUUUGUCUGCCGGGAUUCUCAGGAAUCCUGAGUCUGGCCCACCCCACCUCUGCCCAUCUGAAAGCCGGGGUGACCCUCCAACAGCACCCAGCAGGCCUGUGACACCCAGGCAAGACCUCUUCCUCUUGCCAUCCAGGCCCUGAGUGGCCAAAAAUUCUUAAGGGACAUUUUUGACACUCAGAAUGUGACAUUUUACGCCUGUUAAAGCCCUGUCCCACUCAGAGUAGGUCACAGCCAGUUGCGUCCGUGGCGGGAAGCUGGGCGCAGUGUGUCCCGAGCCUGCGGUCCUGCACCGUCCCGAGCUGCGGACAACAGAGCAGCAGGAGGGGACGCUGGCCCGAAAACAUGGCUAAGCAGCUAUGCCAGAUGGUUAACACACACCCAAGGCAAGUGGAUUUCCUCCCAGAGGAAUAGACUAAUUUUCUAGGACUCAAAGCCUUGACCUCCAGCAGUCUUCAGCCCUUCGCCCUUUCUCUACUAGAAGACCCCUGCUGGUCUCCCCAUGUACUGCAGCCCUGCUCUAUCAGCCCCGUCACCGGCUCGUCCAAGAGGGGAGAGGGUCUCCAUCCUUGAUGCUCGGAGUGAAGUCAGCAGAUUCCCAAGCAUGUGAGACACGUAUGUGGCUUAACAGCCUGAAAUAAACAGCUUGCUCUGGAAUCAUAA
Molecule: messenger RNA, 1176 nt
Organism: Chinchilla lanigera (long-tailed chinchilla)
Lineage: Eukaryota; Metazoa; Chordata; Mammalia; Rodentia; Chinchillidae
Product: proline-rich protein 36-like
Exons: 3
Coding region: 19-615 (198 amino acids)
Source: RefSeq, a predicted model, not a curated record